Molecule: messenger RNA, 734 nt
Organism: Andrographis paniculata
Lineage: Eukaryota; Viridiplantae; Streptophyta; Magnoliopsida; Lamiales; Acanthaceae
Exons: 5
Coding region: 1-654 (217 amino acids)
Source: RefSeq, a predicted model, not a curated record
AUGACUCCAUUUCCAUUUCUGAUGUCUCUACUUCUUGAUCCUGCAGGAAAUCAAACCAUGUGUCCACAGAUCAAUCAACAACGUAUGUAUAUGCACACUACACUGACUUUGAGGUCGAUGGGCACCACUAAAACCGCGGGGUAUGAUGCCUGGUGGAUCCCAAAGCAACUCCAACCAGAAAGAUCUAUUUGUCCAACACAGGUUCUUUCUAAGAUAAAGCCACUUUUUGGGAGACACCUUGGUGAUGAGAAAGAGAGUAAAACUCACACAACUCUCUCCUUCUCCUAUGAUCACAAGGCCUCCUACAUAUAUUCAAGAGAGAGAAUAACUGAAUCUAUCAUGUUUUCAAGCUCUGCGUUGCCCAAAAUUCACCUCCAGAAUGCAAGCAAGAAAGAAAGCUUGAGAGGAAAUAGAGAGAAAGAGAGAGAGGAUUGGUCAGCACAUCUAUGGAUGGCUUCGUUAUUGAUUGCGCGUGGGGCUGCGUUGUGUAUAUACAUCCAUAUCCAUCCUUGCCCUGUUUGGACGGCGUGGACGCCUUAUUUUCACGCCGCCGCCACCGCCGCCGCCACGACCACCGAUAAAUGGCGCAUUCUCAGACGUCGUUCGUCACCCCCAUCGUCCUCGGAGUGGAUGCUGCUGCGCUUCAUCUUCUAGUGCUCCAUAGCUAUGGCGGUCCCUCUGGCCGGUGCGCACGGUAGCGGGGACUGUGAGAGAUUGACACGUGGACGAACCAC